AUGGAGGUUCUUGCUCCUUUGGUCGUUGGCCAAAUUGCCCGCAUCUCCUGCUACGUAGUUGGGAUUGCCUUUAUUUCGGUGGCUCUGAACGUGUUCAAUCAGCUAUUCCUGUACAACCGCAAUGAACCUCCAGUUGUCUUCCACUGGUUUCCCCUUGUGGGAAGUACCAUUGCCUAUGGCAUGGAUCCUUAUAAGUUUUUCUUCUCCUGUCGUGAAAAGUACGGUGAAAUCUUCACCUUCAUACUCCUGGGCAAGAAGACUACCGUGUAUCUCGGCAUCGAAGGCAAUGAGUUCAUCCUGAACGGAAAAUUGAAGGAUGUCAACGCCGAGGAGGUCUAUGGCAAGUUGACUACUCCUGUCUUCGGCACCGACGUUGUAUACGAUUGCCCCAACUCCAAGCUAAUGGAGCAGAAGAAGUUCAUCAAAUUUGGACUCAGCCAAGCCGCCCUCGAAUCCUACGUCCCUCUGAUCGAAGAAGAAGUCAACCAAUACAUCAAGACCUCCGGCAAAUUCAAAGGCAAGACAGGCAUUGUCGAUCUGAGUGCCGCGAUGGCCGAAAUCACCAUCUUCACAGCUGGCCGCUUCAACCCGAUCAACUUCAUGCUCCCCUGGGCCCCUCUCCCUCAUAACCGAAAGCGAGACUUUGCCCAUGCCCGCAUGCGCGAAAUCUAUCUCGAAAUCAUCCAAGCCCGCCGGGAUUCCACUACGUCCGAGGAAGACCAAUCCCAAGACAUGAUCUGGAACCUAAUGCGCAGCGUCUACCGCGACGGCACCCCAAUCCCAGACAAGGAAAUAGCCCACAUGAUGAUAACCCUCCUCAUGGCCGGCCAGCACCAGUCAUCAUCAAUCAGUUGCUGGAUCUUCCUUCGACUCGCCUCGCAGCCUGAAAUGACGGAAAAGCUAUACCGUGAACAGGUCAAUGCCUUUGGUUCCGAGUUCCCUGCACUGAGCUACAAGGAUAUGGACAAACUACCCCUCCACCAGAACGUCAUCAAGGAGACCUUGCGUAUCCAUAACUCCAUCCACACCCUCAUGCGCAAGGUCAAGAAUCCCCUCCCAGUCCCCGGGACCAGAUACGUCGUGCCUACUAGCCACACCCUUCUCGCCUCGCCUGGCGUCACCACCCGUGAUAAUAACCACUUCCGUAACGCAAUGACCUGGGACCCGCACCGAUGGGAAUCGCGAGUUGAGGCCGAAGAUGAUGGCGAGACCAUUGACUACGGAUACGGCGUUGUGUCGAAGGGUACUAAAAGCCCUUAUCUUCCCUUUGGUGCUGGUCGUCACAGGUGCAUUGGGGAGAAAUUUGCGUAUCUGAAUUUGACUGUUAUUGUUGCCACGAUGGUGCGUAACUUUCGCUUCUAUAACCCCGAGGACAGAGAGGGUGUUCCCGAGACGGAUUAUUCGUCACUCUUUUCUCGGCCAAUGCAGCCAUCCACUGUUCGUUGGGAGCGUCGUGGGGAAUAA
Molecule: messenger RNA, 1464 nt
Organism: Penicillium waksmanii
Lineage: Eukaryota; Fungi; Ascomycota; Eurotiomycetes; Eurotiales; Aspergillaceae
Product: cytochrome P450
Exons: 5
Coding region: 1-1464 (487 amino acids)
Biological process (GO): ergosterol biosynthetic process
Molecular function (GO): iron ion binding; monooxygenase activity; oxidoreductase activity, acting on paired donors, with incorporation or reduction of molecular oxygen
Source: RefSeq, a predicted model, not a curated record